Oncorhynchus keta (chum salmon) is the source of this 2674-nucleotide messenger RNA. RefSeq names its product angiopoietin-4-like. Bases 1223 to 1816 code for a protein of 197 amino acids. The record is from RefSeq and is a predicted model, not a curated record. Gene Ontology annotation, molecular function: receptor tyrosine kinase binding. Gene Ontology annotation, biological process: Tie signaling pathway; angiogenesis. The transcript has 4 exons. Lineage: Eukaryota; Metazoa; Chordata; Actinopteri; Salmoniformes; Salmonidae.
GCUGUACAUAACUAAAAAGAUCUAAAUGCGUAUUCCCAUGAAUCUGAUUGAGAUCAAAUGGUUGGCAUGCAGAUGCUGCAUGGACAUUUCACUGGUUAAACUUGAAGAAUUAUAAUUCACAAAUGACAGUGAGAAAUGUGAAGGGAGGGUGACCAAAACAAUUUGUGUGUAAAGUAAAGGUAAAGAAACAUGUGCGCAAUACAUGAUACAGAUCUUUCCAGGAGAUCAAGAGGGGCGGAACGAGGGCUGUACGGAUGGUUACCUACAGAUCCACCCUCUUGGCCUAAAUAAAUAGGCUUACAGGAAACCCUCUCUGAAUAACCUUUAAACUGACUGGGAGUCGACCAUAGAACGUAAAGGAAUACAUGGGACAAGGUAGGUUUUCUCUCCACAAAUCACACGCAUGCAUGUUUCAAAAUUGUGACUUUAAUAACUUACAUAAUAUUUAUCCUGUGUGAAAUGUCUAAUGAUGGCAGCAUAACAAAAAGCAUAUACUUUAACUGUUCCAUUUUCCCUUAUUUGGUCAAACUGAAUUUCAACUGUACAUGUAUGGUGACCACUGUGUUGUGAAUGGAGAGGGAAUGGUGAGGUUUCAUGUUCUCUGUGAUAAUGUUGUGAUAUUUGUCACUAGUUUGCUCAGAUUUGAGAUGAAUUAGACAUUUCCUUUUCAGUUUAAAAAAUAAAAUAAUUUUGGUGGGAUUACAAUUUUAAAGAAUUGCAAUAUGUAAUAUCAAUGCCACCCAUAAAAAGAAAAAGCUGACAAUGUUAAUCACUUUACCUCUCUCUCAGAAAAUUGUGACAAAAUGUGGAAUAGGAUAUUUUUUUUUGGACUGGUGGUCUGUCUCAUCUGCCUCACUGACCAGACUCAGGUAAAUAUACAGUCAGUCAGCACUGAACAACAGAGAAACAUGUUAUUCCUUUAAACAUGGGAGUAACCAUUACUUAUCUGCUGGUUUUGUACAGGAACAGAAAACACCUUUAGUUGUUCAAGGUAAGUGUUAGUUUUUUGUCUUUGUUUAACUUACAUUGGAAACACAAGAGACAAUCAUUCUUAACCUCUGACCCCUGCCCUUUUCAAUAUGUUAUUGUGUAUGUGCAUGUGUGUUUGAUAAUUUCAGGGACAGAUUGCACACAGAUCAAAGCUCUCUCCCCUCGAGCCACCAGUGGGGUGUUUGUCAUUCAGCCUGCAGGAGUCACAUCCCCCUUUAAGGUGUAUUGUGAGAUGCUGGCAGACGGAGGCUGGACAGUCUUUCAAAUGCGCACUGGGGCAGAGGUUCUUUUCAACAAGACGUGGGCUGAAUACGAACAAGGCUUUGGGAAUUUACAGAAGGACCACUGGCUGGGUCUGAGUAAGGUGUUUGCUCUAACCAAGGGGGGUAGGGGGCGGAGUUCGACUAUGCGGGUCAACCUGUGGGACUUUGAAGGGGGCACUGCCUUCGCUGAGUACAGUGACUUCCGUCUGGGCACGGAGAAGGAGAGCUACAAGCUGAACGUUGGAGCCUACAAGGGCAACGCAGGUGAUGCCAUCCGUGGGAAAUACGCCGGCAUUGACCAGAACGGCUUUGGCUUCAGCACAACCGACAAGGACAACGACGGCUGCUCACCCUGCAUCUUUGGCGACAUCGCCGUGGACAAGUGCAGCUUCUUGGAUGGAGGAGGGUGGUGGUACAGUCGCUGUGGCUCUGCCAGCCUGAACGGUGACUGGCACCCCGCCGGCGAACACAUUGGCUGGGCCUCCGGCCUCCACUGGGCGACCUGGAAAGGACCUGUCCAGUACUCGGCCCAAGCCAGCCGCAUGAUGAUCAAGUCCGUGUGAAAGAAGAUUAUUACAGCAAACUAAUACAAAAACGAAUCAUAAAAAAAACAAUUUCGUAAACUGAAAUAAAACUAUUAACAAGGCAAGUUUGACAAACAAAACUAUACUGAAACUAUAAUCUUAAAAACACUUGACCAGUUAAAAGGUCUAUAAGCACAACAUGGUCACAGUCACCAUGUUUUCAGGGAAGAGAAGUUUUAUUUGUUGCACUGCGACAAAUCUGUAUAUCUAAUGUGAACAGUUUAAAUAGUUUGACAUAACUUAUAGUCUAGAAUGUUGAUAUUGUAUGCGUUUUCAAAUAGAAUUAUCUUUAGAAUAAUUGUUUAGCACACACUUGGUCCAUACAUACUUUGCCCAAGUUCAGACACCAUUAUUUUGCCCUGUAAACAUGAUUGAAUUCACACAUUCAAAGCUCUGUGUUUAAAGUGAAAUAAAAAGUUGUACUAAUUGCAUAUUAAAUCAUUCAUGGUUUAUCAUCAUAGAGUAAAUAGGUUGCUGUUCUCCUACCCUAGAAGCCUGGUUUGUAGCUUUGAUUGAAUCGAGAUAUUUAGCUUUGUUACACAUUGCUACAUUAAUCCCGGGGCUCACUUGAAAAAGAGAUCUCAAUGUGACUGAUCAUGGUUAAAUAAAGCAUAAAAAGAAUGAAGACUUCAACUUUGAUGAACAGAUUAUGAUUAUCAAAUCAGCAUACCCUGUUGUGCCUACUUCAACUAUUUGAACAUGACGUGACAUUUCAGAUAAAGCAGAACAAUUAGAAGAAAGUCUUCAUCAACAAUUUCAUUUCUGUUUCAAAUAAAUGCAACCCACUUUGUCACCUGUAGGAGUCUCACUCAGCAUACGUGUGAUUUCUUUACACAG